GUUAUCAAUAGUGUAACUGCGGUGUGGUGCAGCGCGGCGCUUCCAAGUGCGAUGCGACUGGUGCAUGUUUAUUGAAUAUUGCUAGAGUCGUUUGAAUUCUUAACCGGGUCAACCUGCCUCCGAUACCCCCUCCCUCCAGCCUCCUCCGUGCCAUCCCCUCCCCCCUCCCUCCGGGCACACUCUACUCCUACCCUUCUCACGGCGCUCGCUUCUCCGGCCGCGGCGAGGGGGUUGAAAUCGUGAUCUUUUCAUAAUUGCUACACACCUUGAUUUGUCGUCCUCCGUGUCGUGAUCAUUCCGUUCUUGUUUACUUUCGACCACGCCGGCCGGGCGGAAGCCGUUCUUCUUUCCCUCCGACAACGGGACCGGAUUUUGUGGGAUCAGCAUCCACGUGUCGCCAGAUCCUUUACAAGUGCCUUUAUCAUCGCUUACCAUCUUCAUUUUUUUUACACGUGCUUUUGAGGAAAACAUUUAUCGUGCGGUUCUGAUGUUCGAUGUUCUGUUUAUCGCAAAUGGUGUUAUUUUCGGUUUUCGGUUGUGAAAUCACUGAUGAUUACUGUGCGGUGUGAUUCGAAAGAUUUUACGAAAUUCGACCAUCCAGGGAUAGAAUCCAGGACACUUAAGUGACAUCUUCUACCAGCUAACUCCGUUUUUGUGGAUUUCCGCUCGAUGCAGUGACCAUACGUCCCUAGAAUCAAUAUUUUUGUUUGGAUUCCACAAUUUCUCCUACGAGAUGAACCAACAAUGUAAGGUGUGCGGCGAGCCGGCUGCAGGAUUUCAUUUUGGCGCUUUCACUUGUGAGGGUUGCAAGUCGUUCUUCGGUCGCUCGUACAACAACCUAAACGCCAUCUCAGAAUGCAAGAACAACGGCGGCUGCGUCAUCAACAAGAAGAACCGGACCUCCUGCAAAGCCUGCCGGCUGCGCAAGUGCAUGUCCGUCGGCAUGAGCAAGAGCGGCUCCCGCUACGGGCGCAGGUCCAACUGGUUCAAGAUCCACUGCCUCCUCCAGGAGCAGCAGCAGCAGAGCAUGAGCAACAACAACAAUAACAACAACACAAUCAGCAAAGGCGACACCACUGUAGAAGAGCCGGACCGGAAGCAACUCCUGUCCUCGAGCAUGUUCCAACAGAACAUGUUGGACCCGCGGCUCCACAUGCACCUGGCCGCGGCGGCGAUGCACCGCUUCACCAGGGAGGAAUCCAUGCUCGGCCUGGACGAGUACAAGAACGCCUCCCUUACUUCCGGGUCCUCGCCGUCGAUGAGCUCACCCGACUCUCACGCCUCCGAUUCGUCGGCGGAGACGACGGACUAUAAGUUCAGGCGGAGCCUCAUCUCGCCCGUCACCAAGGCCACCCUCCCGAGUAGAGUCCCCGAGCUUGGGUUCCCUAUUUUCCCGUCUUUCUACCCGACGUCCUUCGCCAGCCACCCAAACAUCAACCUCAUCCACUUCCCACCGCCCUUCUUCUCCCACUCCAACUCCUCCCCCUUCAAACCCACCUUCGACACGGACCCCGACGAGAGUAAGAGGAAGCGGGAAAGGCAUGAAGUCACCGAUCCUAAGAGUGUGUAUACGAAGAGGAGAAUCUCCACGGAACUGGAUGUCGAGGAGAUGGACCAAGAUGAGGACACGUCUGCAACGCUUGUUGACUACCACCAGGAGCAGCCCAUCGACCUGACGACGAAUCGCGGUGGCAGCCGUAGCGGCUCCGACUGCGGGUCGGUCGCUAGUUUUAGGCAAGGCUCCGUGCCGAGCCCGCAGAGCGAUAUCAACGUCGAUGAGUUUGUCGAUGACGACAAUUUGAACAACAACGAGAAAAAGCACCCGCUCGACCUCACCGUUCGAUCAUGAGAACGAGUUCUUAGAUUUCUCAUUGAAAAUUACAGUGUUGUCACCGGUGGAAAUGGACGAGUUUUUUCUGAUACUAACGUUGAAGUUUUGCUCAAUUUAUGCUUACUUUCAAAAAACGAGCUAGAGCUUUUACCAAAACUGUAACUCGCAUUCGCGAAUCCAGCAAAUUGGCAACAUUGUUUUUUCCCCCAUUUAAACCUAUGGAAAUGUAUAGAUUCUUGAAGGGGUCAGGUACUCCUACAAGAAUCGAUUAUUGAAUAUAGGUUUAAAUAGAGGAAAUCCGAUGUUGCCAACUUGCUGGAUCCGUCUCUGUGAACUGAAGUUUUAAUAUUCCCCCUACUUUACAAAUCAAGUACGAUAAGCUUCCACCUUGAAAUAACUAACAUAUCAACUGCAUCGAACCAAAAUCAAAUUGAAAUCAAAUCUGUACAGAAUUUCUAUUUCCACGCGUUCUAUGCCCAGUUAAAUCCUUGUUGUAUAGUUAGAAAUUUUAUACAAAAAGUUGAUUCUCAGUAGAUGAUUCUACCGGUUAGUCAUUUGUAAGCAAUCAUUCCUUGGAAUUGUUUAAAACAAUAUCCUCUUAGUGACGAUUUGUAAGCUCCUUUCGAGGAGAAACAUUGAAAUAUUCUUUUAUCUUCUGUUCUGUCCUUUUCAUUUUCUUAUUUUGUGUCAAUUUUUCUAUAUGAGUGACUGUUUAAGCGCUUACUGCAUCACCUACUGCAUCAAGUAUGCGAUACGAAGUAGAAAGUAGAAAAAUGUUAACUACUUGAAUAGAUAGCUUAAGGGUACACUUGGCAUUUUCCAAUGCAUUUACAGGUCGGAGACGAAUUUAUUUUUUAUUCCUCGUAAAUUCAAUUUUUCAUGUAGCGUUAUAUUUAAACUAGUGAAAGUGACUUACCUUCUAGUGAGUUAGUGUAUAUCUAUAACGUAGAUUAAAAAUGCAUGAAGUACGUUCUUUUUUGAUCUCGUUUACUAGUUGAGGAUGUUAUUUAAAGAAGUGCUAGACACACUUCGAGGACUUGUACAAAUAAUCAUUUCUUGAAUUGUAAAAGUCUAAAAGUCGUCCAUGUUCAUUUCUGAUGAAAAUCAAUUAAAUUAAAAGUAUUUUAUUAGAAUAAUAUGAAUGACCACCUAUCAUGGUUUGCUAUUUUGGUUUGAGUCUGAAUGACAGGUCAUGACAAUGAUCCAAUAUAUUUAAUUAAAGUAUAUUGUAUUUGUAAAUAUGUAUAUAAAAUAUUAUGUUUUUAAUAUAAACCAUGGGGCCGAAUUUUAUCGAUAAUACUUCACCGAAGUUUAGCAUGUAUACGUUUGCGAGUCAAAACAGCACCACCGGCCAAUCAGAGGCGCUGAGGCGGACUCUAGAUAGUUCGUGAUCCGUCUUAAGCAUAUUUACAUUGUAAUUGUAUAUAUUGUAGGUAGUCCAAUUUUUUCGACAAAAUUUGGCCCCAAGGCUUUGGAAAAAGCACAGGUAACUAGUCAAACCACAAGUUAGAAUUAUUUUAGUUAUUAAAUUGAAAGUUUAUUUAGUGCAAUUGGGUAAAAUAUGAUUCUUGAUAGUUAAAGUUACGAUACAGAAAGUUGCAAAAGCACGUAUAAAAGUAUUUGCUAAAAGAACGUAUUUUAUAUACUUAGAUUCGUCCAAAUAAAUAAACCAAAUGAUUUAGAUGCAAAAAAAUGGUUGCUGAGACGAUGUUGAAAUGUGUCAUCCGAAGUUACUUCGAUUUCUUUUUAUUCAUCUGAAAUGUCAAUUAGUUUCUAGAUGUAGUCAAAAAUUGUGAAUAAUGCCAUUGCCAUGAGUAUUAAAUAUGUGUGUGACCCGCCUUACUUUUGAUAUUUCUGCAAAAAUGACAUAGGGAAGUUCAGAUUAACGUUUAUGAAAGUGUUCCAUUUUUUUCAAUCUCCUUAGUUUUGAUGAAAUGAUCAAUUAGUUUUUCGUGUACCUAUUUGGACCAAAUCAUUGAAAAUAAUGUCUUAACUGUGAUUAAAUAUCUGUAUUACGGGAUACCUACAAGUAUUUGUAUCCACAUCGUACGUGAAUAUACUUAAAUAUUAUCAUCAAUUUUUGAGUCCUCCCAUGAUAUUUUUUUAGUGCGAUUGAAAGUUUAUUUUUCUCCUUAGAAAUCACUUAAAAUUAGCAAAAUCAUUUGAAAUUAAUGUAAAAUGAUACGUGAGUUAACACUGCACUUUUUUUUCCAAAUAAGUGCUUCUGUGAAUUUUUCAUUGAAAAUCUUCUUAUUUGUCUUGUAUUCCCCGAAUAUUACGUAAAAAAAUGUUGGUUCUAAAAACAUACAAGGCAUCGCUGGAAACGUAAAAAAGGCCCUUGGUGUACACAAUUGCCAAAAAUUAUGUGCUUGAAAUCAAAAGGAAGAUUAUGAGCGUAAAAUUAUCAGUCUUGAAGUAUUAUCCCUUGUGGUAGGUUGCACUUUCUGUAUGUUACGUGUAUUCACAAAUGAGAUCUUUGCAUUACUUUAAAUAAAUUUGUUUUGUUAAAA
Messenger RNA from Bemisia tabaci, 4341 nucleotides. Its product is annotated as knirps-related protein. The record is from RefSeq and is a predicted model, not a curated record. Gene Ontology annotation, biological process: regulation of DNA-templated transcription. Gene Ontology annotation, molecular function: DNA-binding transcription factor activity; zinc ion binding; sequence-specific DNA binding. Lineage: Eukaryota; Metazoa; Arthropoda; Insecta; Hemiptera; Aleyrodidae.